Messenger RNA from Manihot esculenta (cassava), 1246 nucleotides. Its product is annotated as AUGMIN subunit 2. Bases 113 to 1018 code for a protein of 301 amino acids. The record is from RefSeq and is a predicted model, not a curated record. The transcript has 6 exons. Gene Ontology annotation, cellular component: mitotic spindle microtubule. NCBI's taxonomy places the organism in Eukaryota, Viridiplantae, Streptophyta, Magnoliopsida, Malpighiales, Euphorbiaceae. Gene Ontology annotation, biological process: microtubule nucleation; microtubule organizing center organization; spindle assembly.
ACAAACGCAGCACAGGAGCGUUUGCCAUUUUCUCCACCAACAGUAACACUGUUUGCUUCUCCUGAGAGCCUUUUUAUAAAAAUAGUGUUAAGGCCGCGUUUGGGUAAAUCAAAUGUCCAUGGGAACCGACACCACCUGGGUCGGCAAAAAGCCUCUCAGACGCAUUGGAGGCAUGUCCGAUGCUCUCUCCAUCGCAGCCGAUCUUGGAUUUUCUGUUGCACCUCCUCCUUCUCAGGAAGAACUCCAGAACUUAUCCAUAGCCACUGGAGAAAAAGGUGACGACUUGAUUAGGGUUUUAAGAGAAUUAACCACUGUACAAAGAAAAAUAGCAGAUCUACAAGUGGAACUACAAGGUCGAAAGGAUGACAAAAAUGUGGCACAUUUGACACAUGUGAGUGAAAUGGAAAAGAAGAUUGAGACUUUGGCUAGAAUUACUACUAUACUGAAGGAUGUCAUUCAGAAUAAGGACCGUAUUAUAGCCCGUCUUCAACAACCAUAUUCACUGGAUUGUAUUCCAGUGGAAGCAGAAUAUCAGAAACAAUUUUCAGAAUUACUGAUGAAGGCUGCAAGUGAUUAUGGUGCUUUGACAGCAUCUGUUUCGGAUUUCCAGUGGAGUCAGAACUUUAAGGAGUCUCCUUCAAUAUGGGGGGAAAUGCUACGCCCUAUUCCUGUUGCUUUAGCAUCCUGUACCCGAUUCUUUGAAGCAAUGUCUGCCAUGAGAGAAUCAUUUGCUACUCUCCAAAAUUUGAGAGUAGGUGAUUCAGUUUCCUCUUUGCCAAAAACACCAGCAAAUGAUCCUUCACAGAGACUACCAGGAGAUUCAGAUUGUGCGACUCCUCCGCCUUGGAGAAAUGAAUCCAGUUUCGAUGACUUAGCAGUGAAAAGCCAAAGGAAACAAGAACUUGAGAGGCAAGAAGCAGAUGAUGAAAGUAGUGAAAUGGGUGACUCUAAUCAAGUUGAUGGCACAAGUCAUAGAAGAUUGUCUUGGCCUCCAUCAGUUAAAAAGAAUGGUAUAUAAUCAACGACCUUGCAAAAUUCAAAUUGUGUGUUUUCCUCGGAAUGAAUUUUGUGUACAAUAUUUUCAAUGUUCAUGAUGUUGAAUUAGAAGUGAAAUAUACCUCGAAAUCUUCAUUCACUUGUCACUUGUGCAGUUAAAACGACUCGUGGAAAUUCUUGUAUUUGGUAGACACCAUUUGUUGUCUGCUCAAUCUCGAUGUGUUUCAAUCUAUAGUCUAUUGGCCAAAUA